This is a messenger RNA of Knipowitschia caucasica, 1218 nucleotides long. The record is from the annotation of a GenBank genome assembly. Lineage: Eukaryota; Metazoa; Chordata; Actinopteri; Gobiiformes; Gobiidae.
AUGAAGAGCUCCGCUGUCGUGCUGCUUCACACACUGGCCUUAUCCUGGACAGGUGCAGUUGAGUCUGGCCCCAAAAUCGAUGGUCGUCAGCGCGCCUCUCUGACCCUGCGGGAGAACAUGACCCACCGCUUCAGCUGCCAGACAGACAGCUGGGACCCCCGCGCCCCUCCCCUGCUCACCUGGUACCUGAACGGGGAACAGAAGCAGCACAUGCAGAGCAGACCUCCGGUGAAGAGAGGCCGUAGAGUCAUGCCGCCGCCUCCCGAGGACUUCAGCGACAGAGCCAACUCUCCAAACAGCACGUUCUCCUUAAAAGUGCGUCGGUGGGACAGAGAGCUGGUGUGUGUUGCCUCCAACCCCAAAACAGGACAAAGCUAUAAUGCUACAGUCAUGUUAAAUAUACAAUUUCAGCCUGAGAUCCUCAAAGUCAAAGCCCAGUACAGUGAGACCGCAGACCCGGGCCUCUCUCUGGUGCUGUUUGCGCUGGUUCGCUCCAAUCCUCCUGCCACACUCAGCUUCAUGGACCAGACGGGACACGUGGUCGCAAACACUUCGGACUUCCUCAUUCUGGACUCGCAAAGUUAUCCCUGGCUGACCAAUCACAGCCUGCGUGUCGCCCUGAGUAGCCUAUCAGGAAACAUGUCUCUGAACGCGGACAAUAGUCUGGGAUCGGCUCAGAGCAACCUCACGCUGGCAGAGUUCCUGCAGUCCCGGGUGGAAGUGCCAAUGUUGGGGAUCGUGACAGGUGGAGCCAUGGCGUUUAUGGCCCUCCUCAUCCUCAGCCUCAUCGUGCUGUGCCUCAUGCAGAAGAACAAAAGCAAGAGCAUCGAUGAGCCUGUGGAGAUAGUGAUGGCCCCAAAGAGUGAAUCCCCGACUUUAAAGACAGAGAAACCAGAGAAGCCUCACAUGCCCAGAGAAAACAUGUCUUUGCCUUCAAACAUGCAACUGAACGACCUCAGCACUUUAAAAAGAGUUCGAGACAUUGCGAAACAACACAGUUUGGACGAGGAAGAUUUGUCGUUGGCCUAUGCUGCCAGAGGUUUUGCUCGGUAUCCGAUGGUGGGCUACAUCUACAAAGUCAUCUCUGGUGUCUACUCUCUCUGUGUGUCUCCUGGACCAUGCACUGCUCCUAAUACUGGUGUCUCUGCAACGUUCAUGCAUCCAACCGACCAAGCCAUACUCACACAUACACAUCAAGAGCAAGAAUUCAAGGAAUAA